Messenger RNA from Colletotrichum paranaense, 1836 nucleotides. Its product is annotated as glycosyl hydrolase family 20. Gene Ontology annotation, molecular function: beta-N-acetylglucosaminidase activity. The transcript is spliced from 2 exons. Gene Ontology annotation, biological process: carbohydrate metabolic process; glycosaminoglycan metabolic process. Bases 1 to 1836 code for a protein of 611 amino acids. Gene Ontology annotation, cellular component: membrane. The record is from RefSeq and is a predicted model, not a curated record. NCBI's taxonomy places the organism in Eukaryota, Fungi, Ascomycota, Sordariomycetes, Glomerellales, Glomerellaceae.
AUGUUACCCUCUCUCUUACUCGUAUCCCUCUCCCUCGCCGUGGGCCAGGUCAGUGCCGGUAUCUGGCCAGCCCCGAAGAAGCUUUCCACUGGCAAGAGUGUUCUGUUCAUAAGCCAAACACUGGAAAUCACGUAUAAUGGAGGAUCUGUACGCUGGCGCCCUUCUUCUGCUUCCACUUCCACUUCCCAUGAUGAGACACAGAAUACUGAGAAUUUCUUUAAUGUGCAGCUGCCCUACACUUAUGGCUACAACCCGGCUUCGGGCUCGACGUUUAACAGCAAAGACAUUGUGCAAGGCGGUGUGUCGCGCGCCAUGGCUGCCAUUUUCCAGCAAAACUUCGUGCCCUGGAAGUUCCACCCGAAGAACAGUGACUUUGAGCCAGAUGUGUACGCGGCGGACAAGAAGGCAGUCAAGUCGCUGCAGAUUACACAGACUGGAGAGGAUAAGCCUAGCACGUUUAAGCCUGUCGCUGGUGACGUCGAUGAAUCAUACGCGCUCAACAUCACAGAGGAUGGCUCAGCGACGCUUACGGCCAAGUCCUCCACCGGCAUCUUGAGAGGUCUUGAGACGUUUGUGCAGCUCUUCCACCAGCACACAUCCGGCACCUCCUGGUAUACCACGUUGGCGCCCGUUUCGAUUGAGGAUUCGCCAGAGUACUCCCACCGCGGAAUCAUGAUCGAUACGGCGCGUAACUUUUUCCCCGUUCAGGAUGUUCUGAGGGUCAUUGACGCCAUGUCUUGGAAUAAGCUCAACCGGCUCCACAUCCACAUCACGGACUCGCAAUCAUGGCCGCUUGACAUUCCUGCGAUGCCCGAUCUAGCCGCCAAAGGUGCUUACCGCAAGGGAUUGUCGUAUUCGCCCGAGGAUUUGGCAAAGAUCCAAGAAUACGCAGUUCACCGCGGAAUUGAGCCGGUGAUUGAAAUCGACAUGCCGGGACACAUCGGAUCCGUUUCUUUCGCCUACCCGGAGCUGAUUGUGGCUUACAACGAGAAGCCGUACACGUGGUGGUGCGUAGAGCCACCAUGUGGCGCCUUCAAGAUGAACGAUACCCGAGUCGACGAGUUCCUGGACAAACUCUUUGACGAUCUCCUGCCGAGGGUCGGUCCUUACACGGCAUACUUCCACACUGGUGGCGAUGAACUGAACAAGAACGACUCAAUGCUAGACGAGGGUAUCCGGUCCAACUCGAGUGAGGUCCUGCAACCGCUCCUGCAAAAGUUCAUGGACAAGAACCACGCCAGAAUCCGCAAGCACGGGCUCAUCCCGUUGGUCUGGGAAGAGAUGCCGCUCGAGUGGAACAUCACGCUCGGCGACGACGUCGUGAUCCAGUCUUGGUUGGGAGGCGAUUCCGUAAAGAAACUGACCAGUAAGGGCCAUAAGGUCAUUGACAGCAACUACAAUUACUGGUACUCUGACUGCGGCAGAGGCCACUGGAUGAAUUUCGACAACGGAGCCGCCUUUGAGGCCUUCUUCCCCUUCAAUGACUGGUGCUCGCCGGCAAAGGGGUGGCGCCUCAUGUACUCGCACGACCCGCGGGCCAACCUGACCGAGACGGAAGCCAAGCUUGUCCUUGGCGGUGAGGUGGCGGCGUGGAGCGAGUCCAUUGACCCCGUCAGUAUCGACGGGAUCCUGUGGCCGCGGGCCAGCGCGGCAGGCGAGGUAUUGUGGUCGGGCCGACGGGACGCUUCGGGCCAGAACCGGAGCCAGUACGACGCGGCGCCGAGGCUGGCUGAGUUCCGGGAGAGGAUGGUGGCGCGUGGCGUGAGGUCGGAGCCGGUGCAGAUGCCGUUUUGCACGCAGGGGGAUGCGGGUGAGUGUGGGUAUCCCAUGGUGUAA